AUGUUCCCUCCCAAACCAAAGUGGGGAGUGGAGGAUAUCCCUGACCUCUCGGGGAAAGUCAUGAUUGUAACAGGGGGGAAUGCAGGAGUCGGAAAGGAAACAGUCAAGGCUCUUCUUCUCCAUAAUGCAAAGGUUUACAUGGCGUCAAGAAAUUCUGAGAAGGCCAGGGCCGCGAUCGACGAGCUUAGGCAGGAGACCGGGAAGGAGGCCAUCUUUAUGCAGUUGGACCUCUCCGACCUCGAGAGCAUCAAACAGGCCGCUGCUGUAUUCUUGAGCCAGGAGACGGUCUUGCAUGUGCUCUUCAACAACGCAGCAGUCAUGGCGUGUCCGAUUAGUGACCUCACAAAGCAAGGUCUAGACAUGCAACUCGGAACUAAUGUCCUCGGACACUUUUAUCUCACUCAACUUCUCAUGCCGGCCCUUCUUGCGGUGAAUGCGAACGAUAGUCGCGAGAAGGCACGCAUCGUUAUCACGUCGUCGUCUGCAAACUAUCUUACAACCCUGGAUCUGGGAUGUUUCGAGGAUAACCCCAAACGACGUUCUAUGCAGCCGAUGGACCUGUAUAACCAAAGCAAGCACGCAAACGUGAUCCAUGCACGCGAACUCGCCAGGCGCUACGGGGAUCAAGUUGUCACGACCUCUGUGAAUCCAGGCAACCUUCGCACUGAUCUGCAGCGGUACUUGAGUGGGAUCCAGAAGUCUCUCAUUUCGAAGAUUCUUUACCCGGCGCCGUAUGGUGCUCUCACGCAGCUCUACGCUGGAACUGCUCCCGAGGCUGCCGAUCUCAACGCUAAGUUUCUGAUUCCGUGGGCCCGCGUAGGAGUGGCCAGAAAGGAAACAGGUGACCCUGAAGUUGGGGCAAAGCUUUGGACCUGGAUGGAGGAACGUUGCCGCCCAAUCUGA
Molecule: messenger RNA, 903 nt
Organism: Peniophora sp. CBMAI 1063
Lineage: Eukaryota; Fungi; Basidiomycota; Agaricomycetes; Russulales; Peniophoraceae
Source: the annotation of a GenBank genome assembly